CCAUCUGUUCGUCUCACUCUCUCCAUCCAUUCCCCAAUCCCCACGACGAGAUCCACCCCAGGCAAGGAGAGAAGGGAGGAGAGAGGCCGGCGGCGGAGGCGGAGCAGGAGACGACCGGAGAUGGUGCGGAAGGCGAAGGUCGAGUUCGACGAGAGGCCGCCGGAUGACUUCGACCCGAAGAACCCGUAUGGGGACCCGGUGGCGAUGCUGGAGUACAGGGAGCACCUGGUGCGGGAGAAGUGGAUCCAGAUCGAGACCGCCAAGAUCAUCCGCGACCGCCUCCGCUGGUGCUACCGGAUCGAGGGCGUCAACCACCACCAGAAGUGCCGCCACCUCGUCGACCAGUACCUCGAGUCCACCCGCGGCGUCGGAUGGGGCAAGGACCACCGCCCGGCGGACCUCCACGAGCCCAAGAAGGUGGUCGAGGUCGAGGAGUAGCUCGGCUGCUUCUCCUGCUGUUCCUGGAAUGGACAGGUCUUCUCUCCAUCGGAACUAAAAGGAGUAACUUGAACUGCUGCAGCUCUUCUCUUACCUCUGAAGUUGCUGAUAGACCUUUAAUAAAUGAUUAUGUUGAAGGAAACAUUGCUGUGUGGUGUCUGUAUUUUUAUUUUUUUGACGCUUUGAGGAUUUAAGCAAAUCCUUACUUGGACUUUCCCGCCUUGUUUCCAAUUUCGUUCAUACAAAAAUUGUGUUUAGUUGUCCUUGCCUUUGCAUCUUGAUUUACAAGUGUACCAAAGACGGCUUUUGUUGUGCUGUACAAGUUCUUUCUAUUUUGUCA
This is a messenger RNA of Hordeum vulgare subsp. vulgare (domesticated barley), 778 nucleotides long. RefSeq names its product NADH dehydrogenase [ubiquinone] 1 beta subcomplex subunit 10-B-like. NCBI's taxonomy places the organism in Eukaryota, Viridiplantae, Streptophyta, Magnoliopsida, Poales, Poaceae. The coding region runs from base 121 to 438 and encodes 105 amino acids. The record is from RefSeq and is a predicted model, not a curated record. The transcript has 3 exons.